GCCCCGCGAGUCACCCCUGGCAGCCAGGCGCGUCCCGGCCGGGCGGAGGCCGCGGCGGAGCCGGGGUCUCGCGUAGAUGUGCAGCCCGGGGCGGGAGCCGCCUGGGCCGGCCCCGGCGGGGGACCUGCCGCCCGAGUGGGAAACGGACGACGAGCGCAUGGCUUUUCUCUUCUCGGCUUUCAAGCAGAGCCGUGAGGUGAACAGCACCGAGUGGGACAGCAAGAUGGCCUUCUGGGUCGGGCUGGUGCUGGCCCGCGGCCGGCGCCGGGGUGUUGUGCGGACCUGCCUGCGGGAGCUGCAGCACAGCUUCGAACGGCGCGGCAGCCUCCCGCUGGGCCUCGGCACCGUCCUCCGGGAGCUCCUCAGACGUGGCAAGCUGCAGAGGGAGUCAGACUUCAUGGCCAGUGUAGACAGCAGCUGGAUCUCCUGGGGUGUGGGAGUCUUCAUUCUGAAGCCCCUCAAGUGGACUCUCUCCAGUGUGCUGGGUGACAGUAAAAUACCUGAGGAAGAGGAAGUCCUGAUUUAUGUGGAGCUGCUGCAGGAGAAGGCAGAGGAGGUCUAUCGUCUCUACCAGAACUCGGCGCUCUCGUCUCACCCGGUCGUUGCCCUCUCCGAGCUGCGCUCCCUCUGUGCCAGUGUCUGUCCAGAUGAGAGGACCUUCUACUUGCUGCUCCUCCAGCUGCAAAAGGAGAAGAGGGUCACCAUCCUGGAGCAGAAUGGAGAGAAGAUAGUGAAGUUUGCCAGAGGUCUUCAUGCCAAAGUCUCCCCCAUGAACGACGUGGACAUUGGAGUCUAUCAGCUGAUGCAGAGUGAACAGCUGCUGUCACAGAAGGUGGAGUCCCUUGCCCAGGAAGCAGAGAAGUGUAAAGAGGAUGCCAGGAGCGCUUGCAGAGCUGGGAAAAAGCAGCUGGCUCUGAGGUGUUUGAAGUCCAAGCGGAGGACGGAGAGGCGAAUCGAAGAGCUUCACUCCAAGCUGGACGCAGUGCAGGGCAUCCUGGAUCGGAUCUACGCCUCCCAGACUGACCAGAUGGUAUUUAAUGCCUAUCAGGCUGGUAUGGGAGCUCUGAAACUGUCCAUGAAGGAUGUCACUGUGGAGAAGGCAGAGAACCUGGUGGAUCAGAUCCAAGAGCUUUGUGAUACUCAAGAUGAAGUAGCCCAGACUCUGGCUGGAGUGGGGAUCAAUGGUCUAGAGAUGGACACAGAGGAACUGGAGAAGGAGCUGGACAGUCUCCUCCAGGACUCAACUAAGGAGCCUGUAGACCUCCCUGAUGUUCCUCAGAAGGUGCUGAACCCACCCAUUUCUGAUGCUGAGCUUGAAGCUGAGUUGGAAAAGCUCUCUGUUUCUGAUGGAGAUUUGGAACAAAAGACUCCCCCUGCUUCCUCUGAAGCCAAAACAGCUCUGGGACUGAAUCUCUAAAGACCCAACAGUGUCCUGUUGCUGCAGUUUGAGAAGUUGGCUGAAAGGUCACCUUUUUAUUCUGCCUGUGCACAUGGAGGAGCAGGAAGCCUGGGAUGAAGAAAUGGAUCCUUUCAGGAGGGGAAUGUGCUGUUCAUUUGGCUUUCUGCACACACACACACACACACAGAGCCUGUGCCUGGCAGGGGAGUGACUGGCUGGCUGGGUGGGUGGU
Molecule: messenger RNA, 1631 nt
Organism: Dryobates pubescens (Downy woodpecker)
Lineage: Eukaryota; Metazoa; Chordata; Aves; Piciformes; Picidae
Gene: CHMP7
Product: charged multivesicular body protein 7
Exons: 11
Coding region: 77-1417 (446 amino acids)
Biological process (GO): late endosome to vacuole transport via multivesicular body sorting pathway; vesicle budding from membrane
Cellular component (GO): cytoplasmic side of plasma membrane; multivesicular body; ESCRT III complex
Source: RefSeq, a predicted model, not a curated record